CUAAUGCUUUGGCCAGGAAACGCUUUCCCAAGAAAUGACAGCAAGCAGGGAGUUGCCAGGCUAUGAAUAUGACUGAAGGCCAGUGCAGGAUUGGGAGGAAAACUCUGGUUCUUUCCAUUCUUACCAUGGCAGGGAUUUUUGUAUUAGGCUGGUACAAGCCAAAGGCCUCCUCUACAUGGUACCCCCACUACCUCUUUUCCUGCAAAGCAAAUAACUCGGAGUUGUCCAUUUACUUCAGAUCAAGCCAAGACAACUUAAAGGCAGUCCAGCUUAAAAGAAUAUUGUAUCCAAAAGCUGAAACCCUAAAGCCACAGAGAACCGAUGUUCUGUCUGUAUCCCCCUGGCUGGCCCCAAUAGUGUGGGAAGGCAAUUUCAACAUUGAUAUACUGAAUGAACAGUUCCACCAGAGAGAUGUUCGCAUUGGCCUUACAGUGUUUGCCAUUAAAAAAUACAUAAGAUUUCUCAAAACGCUCAUUGAAACAGCUGAGAAGUUCUUCAUGGUGGGACACCAAGUCAACUACUAUGUUUUCACUGAUCUAGUAAGAAACGUAACUAAUUUUAACAUUACAGUUGGGACGGGAAGGCGACUUGUCUUCCUCGAGGUCCCCAGUUACAAACGGUGGCAGGAUGUCUCCAUGCGGCGCAUGCAGAUGAUUCGAGACGCUUCUCAACAGAGAUUUGCCUAUGAGGUGGACUAUUUAGUGUGCAUAGAUGUAGAUAUGAGGUUUCAAGACCAUGUUGGAGUAGAGAUUCUCAGUGAUGUGUUUGGGACUUUACACCCGGCGUUCUUCGUUAAAACUAGGCACCAAUUUACUUAUGAACGUAGGCCUCAGUCUCAAGCCUACAUUCCUGAAGAUGAAGGAGACUUUUAUUAUGCAGGGGGUUAUUUUGGAGGAAAAGUAGAAGAGGUCUACAAACUGACUAACCACUGCCAUCAUGCUAUGCUGACAGACAAAGCAAAUAACAUUGAAGCUGUUUGGCAUGAUGAGAGUUACCUAAACAAUUACUUUCUAUAUUACAAAAAGCCUACUAAGAUCCUCUCUCCAGAGUAUCUGUGGAAUGAACUGGAUGGUACCGCACACUACCUAAGGAAAAGAAGGUUAAUUGCACUUCAUAAAAACCCAGAUGAAGUCCGGAACUAACUUAUCGUACUAUGAUUUCCAAUUACCCCCUCAAACUUUUUCAAUCAUUUGCACAAUCCUCUAAUUCCAUGAUGAUUCUGAACCCAAUGGCCGAUACAGGAACUUACUGUACUUAUGAGUUACUCACCAUAAAGCUCCAUGAGAUUAGUCAUGAUUGAGAUUUAAAGGUAAUUACAGUUUUUUGGGAUCAGAAGAAUUUACAAAUACCUUUGUCACACUGCAUUUCAUUGGAUAGGAAAUCCAUGUAUCCUAUAAUACACAAGAGCCAUGGAUAUCCUGUAAACAUCCCUUAAUAAAAGAUGCAUAGUGAUGUCAUUGGUUAUAAUCAGUGCUUAGUGUCAUUAGUGCAACAAUAAUUCAGGACUAGAAUCUAUGGAAACCUAAUGUGUCAUGGGUUCAAAUUUAAAUUUUUGGGCCCAGUUAUAACAAAGGUUGGACAUUCUAUGAGAUGAAUGUCAGCAAAGGCAUCAACCUCCUAGAAACUGCAUCCAGGUAAUUUUUGACCAUGCAC
Molecule: messenger RNA, 1653 nt
Organism: Xenopus laevis (African clawed frog)
Lineage: Eukaryota; Metazoa; Chordata; Amphibia; Anura; Pipidae
Gene: abo.3.L
Product: ABO blood group (transferase A, alpha 1-3-N-acetylgalactosaminyltransferase; transferase B, alpha 1-3-galactosyltransferase) L homeolog
Biological process (GO): carbohydrate metabolic process
Cellular component (GO): Golgi apparatus; membrane; vesicle
Molecular function (GO): glycosyltransferase activity; hexosyltransferase activity
Source: RefSeq, marked predicted